Molecule: messenger RNA, 644 nt
Organism: Theileria equi strain WA
Lineage: Eukaryota; Apicomplexa; Aconoidasida; Piroplasmida; Theileriidae
Product: mRNA cleavage factor-like protein, putative
Exons: 1
Coding region: 58-618 (186 amino acids)
Cellular component (GO): mRNA cleavage factor complex
Molecular function (GO): mRNA binding
Source: RefSeq, a predicted model, not a curated record
AGUAGGAAGUUUACUCCCCUUUGACUUUUAUAUAUAAAUCAAGAUAUAUAGAUAAAAAUGUCUGAGGAAGUAGAAAAUGAGGAGGGAGGCGCGUUGCUAACUUUGGAUAGUAUAGAAUGGCCGAUAUACCCUGACUACGUUUAUAAAUUUGAGACGAACAGCACAAAUACCGGGAGAGGACUUAUUUUUAAAUUGACAAAUGAGUUGGUAAAAAAGAGGCUGAGGAGCUACUCCAGGAGCGGCAUGAGGACGACCGUCUGUGGGCUCAUUAUGUGCCAUUCCCAGGGUGUCCCUCAUGUUUUACUUCUUAAACGCGAAGAAGAUGGUUGUUAUGGCUUAUUGGGCGGUAAAUGUAAAAUCUAUGAGAACCCGAGGGAGAAAUUAUCGCAUAAAUUGGCAAGAUUCAUAACUUGCAACACUAGGCAUGCAAAUCUGUAUGAUAUAAAGAGUUCUAUCGAAAAUAUCAAGGUUAAAGAGUUUCUAGCGGACUGGUGGCGCUGUGAUUAUCACACGGAUCCACUACCAUUUUUGCCAUUGCACACCAGUCGGCCAAAGGAGAAGAUCUCCAUCUACCAAGUAUGUACUCCACUCAUUUACCAAAUUUUCAGGUUAUAUUGAAUGAAAAUUUCACAAUUUCAGUUCCA